UGUAUGUUGCUUACGAAGGCUGUUGCCGCAGCAAACCAAUUUAUCGCUUUAUGCCAGCAGCUUUCUUGAGGCAGAGCACUGGACGUCACGGGACUUUGUGCUUUAUUGUUAACUUUAUGAGGCUGGAGUUGGUUCCUUGUUCAGCACGCAUGAGGGAGCAGGCUGAAUAUGGAACUGACGUUUGCACACUUCUGCGCUUUGCGAUAAGUUGUCGGCAGCCGCGUUUCACUUCCAGCGUCACCCCGAGAGACUGCCAGCUAUAAGUAGUGCCAGCUUAGCAUUCUCUCCCAUCCAUUUUUUGCAUUGGCUGCCGUUAUGUUCAUGAAACCGAGAGACGGUGAAAUUCAAGGCUAAAAGACGGGGUAGUUUGUCACAGUUGUCUGUUCACCAGUCGAUGCCAUAAAUUAUUCUAAUUUAAAUAUCGACCCACAAGUGCUUAAAGUCCUCCCUCUCUUUGGAAGCAAAGGAAAGCAAAAGCAGCAACCACCUGGUGCGAUUUUCAAAAGGGGCUCUUUGGCAUGGUAGUGCAUCAGUUUUUAUUAGUUCUUGUUACAGUGGCCAUUUUCUGCUCUUCUCUUUGACCCCGCUUAUACUUUGCAGUAAAGCUAUAAGUCUGUGUGCUCCCUGUGAACAGGAUGAUUCCCAGAGUCUCAUUCUUGCUGCUCUCAAUCCUACUGGGAAUUCUGGGGAUCUUGUGUGUGGUGUUCACAGUCUACUGGACCCAACACUGGCUUGGUGGCUUUGCCUGGGAUGGUUCUUCUCAGAUGUUUAACUGGCAUCCAGUUUUCAUGGUGACAGGCAUGUUGGUCUUGACUGGUGCAGCGGUGCUAGUGUAUCGCGUGCCCCUCUCUUGGUCAGGGCCCAAGCUGCCAUGGAAGCUGCUGCAUGCAGGACUGACCUUGGCAGCAUUCAUCCUAAUUGUCCUGGGACUGGUGGCCGUCUUUGAAUAUCACAACAAACAGGGCAUUGCCAACAUGUACUCCCUCCACAGCUGGCUAGGGCUUGCUGCUGUGCUGCUCUUCUCCUGUCAGUGGGCCAUGGGCUUUGCUUCUUUCUUGCUGCCUUGGGCUCCCACCUGGUUCCGAGCCUUGUACAAGCCCAUCCAUGUCUUCUUUGGCUCUGCCAUCAUCCCUUUAGUUGUGGCCGCCUGCAUCUCGGGCAUCAAUGAGAAGCUUUUCUUCAAACUAACAAACACAAGCACACCCUACGCUCAGCUUCCUGCAGAGGCAUGGUUUGCCAACAUAUUGGGGAUGCUGAUCCUGGUCUUUGGGCUACUGGUGCUGUUUGCCCUUGCCAUGCCAGUAUGGAAGCGUCCAGAUGUGAAUUCGCAAGAUACCCAAGAGCCCUUGCUACAGGAGGAUAAAUGAAGCAGCAAACAGGAAGGAUUGUGAUCCAGACCUGUGUGGUGGCCUGUUCUCCACUGAGAUCUUCAGCCGUUCUUGCUUCUGUUUUCAGUGCAAGAGUUGAAACUUUAAUUGUGGCACUGAAUUGUCUGGCCUUCUGGGUACUUUAUUAAUUCCCCCCACCCCAUCCCACCCCCGGCUUCCUCUUGCUGAGUUGUUGAGCUGCUGGAAAUCCAGGUAUCUCUGAACAAUUCAUUUCUUAGUUGCUAUUGUGCCAUUAUGACAAGUUCCCAGAUUUUUGUACUUCAUGGACUUAUUAGAAACCUAAAUUAUCAGAUAAAAUAAAUGAUUCCUUCUUAUUGUU
Messenger RNA from Podarcis muralis (Common wall lizard), 1707 nucleotides. RefSeq names its product cytochrome b561 family member A3 (gene CYB561A3). Gene Ontology annotation, cellular component: lysosomal membrane. Gene Ontology annotation, molecular function: oxidoreductase activity. The record is from RefSeq and is a predicted model, not a curated record. NCBI's taxonomy places the organism in Eukaryota, Metazoa, Chordata, Lepidosauria, Squamata, Lacertidae.